AUGCGAAGAACACUUGCCCGUCUCCAGCACCACUCCAACGCGUUUGUUCGAAUCGUCGAGGUUGCGCCUCGAGACGGUCUUCAAAACGAAAAGAAGAUCCCUUCCACCGAAACUAAGACUUCUCUGAUUGACCGGCUGGUAGCUACCGGCCUUCAGACUGUGGAGGUGACCUCGUUUGUGUCGCCCAAGUGGGUCCCUGCCAUGGCAGAUAAUGAAGCCAUUCUGAAACACUGCAACCAGACCCAUGGAGGAACCACUGUCGACUUCCCAGUGCUGACCCCUAAUGCCAAGGGCAUGCAGAAGGCAUUGGAGCUCGGAGCCAAGGAGGUGGCCAUCUUUGCUGCUUCUUCCGAUGGCUUCGCUAAAAAGAAUACAAACUGCACUGUUGAUGAGAGCUUUGAGCGAUUCGAGGAAGUUCUGAAACUGGCCCGUAACGCUGGCCACCCAGUCAAGGUCCGAGGCUACCUGUCUACCGUCAUUGGAUGUCCCUAUGACGGUCCCACAGAACCCGCACGUGUGGCAGAGCUAGCUCAGAGACUCAUUGAUCUGGGAUGUUACGAGGUAUCUCUAGGUGACACUAUCGGUGUUGGAACUCCCGGAACCAUUGAGAUGAUGUUGGAUCAGGUGAUGCGACGGGUGCCCGCUGAGAUGCUGGCUAUUCACGCCCACGACACUUACGGCCAGGGUGUUGCCAACGUCAUGAAGGCAGUCGAUAUGGGGGUUCGUGUGGUUGACGCCUCUGUAGCUGGUCUUGGAGGCUGUCCCUACGCAAAGGGAGCUACUGGCAAUGUUGCCACUGAAGAUGUGGUCUAUGCCCUGCAUGGAAGUGGCUACGACACUGGUGUCAACCUGGAUCUACUGGCUGAAACUGGCGAGUGGAUUUCCAAGGAGCUCGGUCGACCCAACGGAUCCCGAGCCGGUCGAGCAAUCUGGACCAAGAACCAGGCCAAAAUUUGA
Messenger RNA from Yarrowia lipolytica CLIB122, 957 nucleotides. RefSeq lists its product as uncharacterized. NCBI's taxonomy places the organism in Eukaryota, Fungi, Ascomycota, Dipodascomycetes, Dipodascales. Gene Ontology annotation, biological process: L-leucine catabolic process; ketone body biosynthetic process. Gene Ontology annotation, molecular function: hydroxymethylglutaryl-CoA lyase activity. The record is from RefSeq and is a predicted model, not a curated record.